AUGCCUUCUCCCAAUGCCCCCAUCUCCGCCACUUGGGCCGGCCGUCCACGCGGGCGCGACUCCACCGACUCCACCUUCGCCGUCCAUUUCGACGACGAGAGCCAACGCCAGCGCCAUUCCCACCCUCGUCACUCCUCCCUUCGGCCCGAGGACGCGCAGCUUCAUCAAACCCCCAGCAACGAGUUGCGGAGGCGCCGUUCGUCGCUCGCCGAUCGCGUGCACGCCCUGCGCUCCGCCGGUGGCCUCAACAGCUUCGACAACUUCACCCGAUCAUGGCAGCGCGCCGCCGGCUUCUACGAGGUCACGCCCGUGCGGCAGAGCUUCAAGUUCACAAACGCCCUUGUCGAUGGCGGCGUGGACGACUCGUCCUAUGAACCAGGUGAGAUUGAUACUUCACCAAUCUCCCACAGAUCCCUCCUGCGCGAGCAAUUGCAACGCGAGGAGGCCAUCUCGCCCCAACAGAUUCUCGAGGAGACCGACGACUCCGCCUUUCCUCCCGUACCUACCUCCCAUGGCCCGGCUGUCGACGAAGAAUCCCCGCUUCUCCACAAGACGUCGUCUCGGGUGCAGGAUGACAACAUCUUCACCAUCGAGCCUCAGCUCGCCUCGCCCUUCGGCGGCUCCUACGGCAGUACCUGGGGCUCACUGGCAUCCCGGGUAAACGAGCCUUCCAUGAGACAUGCCGGCAAGCUCUUCCGUCAGCAGCAACUCCAUGGAACCUCCGGCCCGGACAAGGAGCGCGAGCCGCUGCUCGUCGCCGCCGUGCAAGACGAAGAUGGCAAAGUUGUUAACGUGGUUGUAGGGCAAUCUACACUCCCACAAACCGUCUUCAACUCUGUUAACGUCCUCGUCGGCGUGGGUCUGUUGGCCCUGCCGCUCGCCAUGCGAUACGCCGGCUGGGUGAUUGGCGUGCUGUUUCUCUGCUUCGCCGCCAUCGCCACCUCUUACACCGCCAAGCUCCUCGCCAAGUGUGCGGAUGUGGACAACAGCCUGAUCACCUUCGCAGAUCUGGCAUACGUCUCAUUCGGCAAAAGGGCACGACUCUUCACUUCCCUCCUCUUCAGCAUCGAGCUCGUCGGCGCCUGUGUGGCCCUUAUUGUCCUCUUCGCCGACUCCCUCUCUGUCAUCUGGCCAGGUUCGGAUCUGAACAUGUGGAAGGGGGUGUGUGGGCUCAUUCUGCUCCCUCUCGCAUUCGUUCCUCUGCGCCUCUUGUCCUUCACCAGCAUCAUUGGUAUCAUCUGCACCUUUGGCAUUACCCUCAUCGUCUUGUUCGAUGGGCUCACCAAAAGACACGCUCCUGGCUCUCUACGGGACCCCGCCGUCACCUUCUGGUUCCCUAAAAACUGGAUGACACUCCCCGUGUCACUCGGCCUUCUGAUGUCUCCCUGGGGCGGCCAUUCCGUCUUUCCCAACAUCUACCGCGACAUGCGGCAUCCGUAUCGCUACCGGGAAAGCAUCAACAUCACCUACCUCUUCACACUCUUCCUCGACCUUCUCAUGGGCGUGAUUGGCUAUCGCAUGUACGGCGAAGACGUGAAGGACGAAAUCACUCGCAACAUCGCCGAGACGAACGGCUUCCGGCCCAUACUCAGCUGGGCGACAGUCGUUGCCAUCGCCAUUAUCCCCAUCACGAAGGUUCCACUGAACGCGCGCCCCAUCGUCAGCACGCUCGAGAUUUACCUGGGACUCGAUGCACGAGCAGUGGCCGACGAUGCCGCCCUCAUCGGCAUGUCCGGUCUGAAACGCGGCAUCUGGAAGAUUGGCAUCCGUGUCGCGUCCACCGCCCUCUUCGUGUUCCUCGCCAUCCUCAUCCCGAGCUUUGACACGCUCAUGUCGCUUAUUGGGAGCGUGGCGUGCUUCACCAUCUGCAUCAUCCUUCCCUGCGCCUUCCACCUGAAGCUGUUCCACAAGGACUUGAGUGGAUGGCACAAGGCGCUCGACUGGUCUUUGAUCGUCAUUUGCACCAUUCUCGCGCUCGUGAGCACGGCGUUCAAUUGCAUUCCUAAAAACGUUAGGGGCUUUUGA
Neohortaea acidophila is the source of this 2025-nucleotide messenger RNA. RefSeq names its product transmembrane amino acid transporter protein-domain-containing protein. The record is from RefSeq and is a predicted model, not a curated record. Bases 1 to 2025 code for a protein of 674 amino acids. Gene Ontology annotation, molecular function: amino acid transmembrane transporter activity. Gene Ontology annotation, cellular component: vacuolar membrane. NCBI's taxonomy places the organism in Eukaryota, Fungi, Ascomycota, Dothideomycetes, Mycosphaerellales, Teratosphaeriaceae. The transcript has a single exon. Gene Ontology annotation, biological process: amino acid transmembrane transport.